UUUUUUGUUUUUUUAAUGAAACAAAAUAAAGAACAACAAAAAUCAACACCAAAAACAACACAAAAACCCCCUUCCUUAAAAAAAGAAAAUAAUCCAAAAUUAAUUAAUAACCCUCCCAAUUUCCCCAAUUUUUUUUCCAAUUUUUCCCCUUUUGUGUCACUAACUGCUCUCUCUGCAAUUAUUCUUUUAAUUGUUCCAGGAGAAUUGUUUUAUAAAGAAUUACCUCCAAGUGGGGCUGUGACGAUUUUGAAUGUUUUGAGGGAUGAGGGGGAAUUUAGUUGUGGAGGUGGACCUUUUUCUUAUUAUGCUGCGAGUCUUAUAAGCCUUACUUGUGAUCGACAAUCUAUUCAUCUUUGUUGUGAAAAACACGACAUUUGUUACGACCAAUUACAAUUAAACCAAACUUUUUGUGAUGAUAUUUUUUGUUCCUGUUUAAAUUCAAUAAAUUCAAGUAUUUAUUGUGAAAAUGUAGCUCAACCAGGGUUGUGUUUGGCAACGAGAACUUUUGGUCACCUUUUUCAUUGGAGUGCAAAUUGUACAGCCACCGAGGGUGGGCAAAUGCCUGUUGAAUGUUUAAUGCUUAAUAGUGAAAGGGAUGAUGAUAAUCACAAAAACGAAUAA
This is a messenger RNA of Meloidogyne enterolobii, 621 nucleotides long. The record is from the annotation of a GenBank genome assembly. NCBI's taxonomy places the organism in Eukaryota, Metazoa, Nematoda, Chromadorea, Rhabditida, Meloidogynidae.